Molecule: messenger RNA, 1657 nt
Organism: Klebsormidium nitens
Lineage: Eukaryota; Viridiplantae; Streptophyta; Klebsormidiophyceae; Klebsormidiales; Klebsormidiaceae
Source: the annotation of a GenBank genome assembly
AGCAAUUGCAGAGGAUACCAGCUCUUGGCGCUUUUUGCGCCCUUUUGCGAUCAGCGAUAUAGCGAUUAUUGCGCGCCCUUGCUCACUGCAUUCAGCGUUCGCCAGCUCGUGGCUAGCAGCCAUGGCGGGCGUGCUCGGGUUCCUGGAGGCGAUGUGCCUCACAGCAUUUGACGUCGCGCAGGGCGCUGUCUCUGGAGCGCUGGACCCCCUCUGCAGCAGCUGGGAGAAGCUCACACUUGAUGAGCUGCUGUUUGAGGUAGGGAGAGGGGCGCUGAUGGGAGCGCUGGGUGGUCUCCUUGGGGAGGAGGAGGGGGAGGGGAGGGAGAGGAGAAGGGAGGGGGAGGAGGAGGAUGGGGAGGAGGGGACUGUCUUUGUUGGGGGAGAGGAGGGAGUGGAGGAGUUUCUGGAGGAGGGAGAGGAGAGGGAGGAGGAGAUGGGGCGGGCCGAGGAGGAGAGCGGCAGCGUAUCUAUUGAGGAGGAUGCCGACCAGCGGGCGGCAUCCUUGCCAACCCUCGCAGAGGCGGCAGCCUCCCCCUCAGCUGUCCCUCUGGCCCCACGCGCCCCCGAGCACACCCACAAUGACGGUCAGAGGGACAGCGGCAGGGCAGAUGAGGCGCCCCUUGAGGUGUCCCUCCCGGACGAGCGACUCUUCAGUGGGGAUGCCUUUGCGGUGGAUCAGAUCCCAGCAGGGUUUAGCGACAUUUUCUCGGACCCUGCUUUUGACGCCAGCCGCGCCCCCCCUCAUACGGUCAGUGAGAGCAGAGGGCCGUCCAUCAUUAUCUUGGAGGGGGAGGAGGACGCCAUGUGGCGGACGGCGCUGCUGAGGGACUGGACGCAGGGGGAGCCUUCCACAUCGAGCGCCGUCGCGCCUGCCGCGCUCACGGCAGCCGGCCCUGGCGAGGACGCGGACUCGGUCCCCUUGUUUGAGAACGUUGUACUGUUGUGCCUGCUGGGGCGGGGUGGCCAAGGGGACGUCUAUCAUGCGGCGUGCUUCAACGCGGCCGGCAACUACUUCCCGGCUGCCGUCAAGCGAGCCAGGCCGAACCCCUCCACGGACACCAGGGAGGAGCAGCUCCGAGAGCUGAGCAGCUUGGUCGCUUGCCGCGGUUGCGCCAACGUCCUCCAGGCCCUCCGCUACCACAUAUUCGACGACGGGGAGCUGGGCCUGGUCUUGGAGCUGGCAGAAGCGCCCCCCUCGUGGGCGAAGCGCGGGGCUCCCGUGCAGCACACCCCCCCGGAGCUGCUGCGGGUGGCCAAGUACGCCUACCAGGGGGCGGCGGGACUGGCGGCCAUGCACAGCCGGGACAUGUUGCAUACUGACGUCAAGCCCGAGAACUUUCUGGUCUGUGGGGAAGUGGCCAAGCUGGCCGACCUGGGUUUCGCAGUCCGCGCCGACAGGGCCGAUGAGAUGGGGGCGUGCGGCACCCCGGGUUACAUCGCCCCCGAGGUUUACGUGGACGACCAGCACAGCAAGGCGUCCGACGUCUUUGCGAUGGGGGUCACCAUUUGGGCCCUCAUCACCGGGGAUCGCCCCUCCGAUUACUUCACGAACAAACAGGAAUGUAUCAGCUACUACGCCAUGGGCGGCCGCCUCGACUGGCCCGACGAGAUAUCCCGUUUCGGGGGGGACCUGGUGGACCUGGUGGAGGCCUGCUGA